Messenger RNA from Mus musculus (house mouse), 2125 nucleotides. RefSeq names its product DAZ associated protein 1 (gene Dazap1). The record is from RefSeq and is a predicted model, not a curated record. Gene Ontology annotation, molecular function: nucleic acid binding; poly(G) binding; RNA binding. The coding region runs from base 238 to 1431 and encodes 397 amino acids. Lineage: Eukaryota; Metazoa; Chordata; Mammalia; Rodentia; Muridae. Gene Ontology annotation, cellular component: cytoplasm; ribonucleoprotein complex; protein-containing complex. The transcript has 12 exons.
GGAUGGGGCCAGAGCUGUGGGUUGGGACAGAAUCCAGACUUCUAUGAGGAAUGCAGGCAGGAGCCAUACAGGAUGGAGCCUGUAUGGUAGGACAGAGUCCAGCCUUCUGCUAGGGGCGGGGCCGGAGCAAUGGGGUGGGGUCACCAUUCUGCUAAGUAUGAGAGACGAAACUAAGGAACGGGGCCAGCCGGCUGAGACCGUGGUGUCCAGCCUUCUGCUACGGAUGAGGACAGAGCCAUGGGGAAGCUCUUUGUGGGCGGCCUGGACUGGAGUACCACUCAAGAGACUCUACGCAGCUACUUUUCCCAGUAUGGUGAGGUUGUGGAUUGUGUCAUCAUGAAAGAUAAAACCACCAACCAGUCUAGAGGCUUUGGAUUUGUCAAGUUUAAAGACCCCAAUUGUGUGGGGACAGUGCUGGCCAGCAGACCACACACCCUAGAUGGCCGAAAUAUCGACCCGAAGCCGUGCACACCUCGGGGGAUGCAGCCAGAGCGAACACGGCCCAAGGAAGGCUGGAAAGGACCCAGGAGCGACAGCAGCAAAUCCAACAAGAUCUUUGUCGGGGGCAUUCCCCACAACUGCGGGGAGACGGAGCUCAGGGAGUACUUCAAGAAGUUUGGAGUGGUCACAGAGGUGGUUAUGAUCUAUGAUGCGGAGAAGCAGCGGCCUCGAGGUUUUGGAUUUAUUACUUUCGAGGACGAACAAUCAGUGGACCAGGCUGUCAACAUGCAUUUUCACGACAUCAUGGGCAAAAAAGUGGAGGUUAAACGGGCUGAACCACGGGACAGCAAGAAUCAAGCUCCAGGACAGCCAGGAGCCAGCCAGUGGGGCAGCCGCGUGGCGCCCAGUGCAGCCAACGGCUGGGCAGGCCAGCCCCCGCCCACGUGGCAACAAGGAUAUGGCCCACAAGGAAUGUGGGUGCCAGCAGGACAGGCCAUUGGUGGCUAUGGCCCACCCCCUGCGGGCAGAGGAGCCCCGCCCCCGCCCCCACCCUUCACCUCCUACAUUGUAUCCACACCGCCUGGAGGCUUCCCCCCACCACAGGGCUUCCCACAGGGCUAUGGCGCCCCACCACAGUUCAGUUUUGGCUACGGUCCUCCUCCCCCACCCCCUGAUCAGUUUGCCCCUCCAGGGGUCCCUCCUCCACCUGCCACCCCAGGGGCUGCCCCGCUGGCCUUCCCACCACCUCCGUCUCAGGCUGCCCCAGACAUGAGCAAACCCCCAACAGCCCAGCCGGACUUCCCCUAUGGUCAAUAUGGUUACGGGCAGGACUUGAGUGGCUUCGGCCAGGGCUUCUCGGACCCCAGCCAGCAGCCGCCCUCCUAUGGGGGCCCCUCUGUACCAGGUUCGGGGGGUCCCCCCGCUGGCGGCAGUGGCUUCGGACGCGGGCAGAACCACAACGUGCAGGGCUUCCAUCCCUACCGGCGCUAGCCAGGGGCAUGGCGGCGGGGCAGGCAGGAUUCGGGACUGGUGAACUUGUGACAAUCACACUCGGGACAAAAUAAAUGACCACUCGACCUGGGGGGAGGGGCAGCGGAGGCCGCAUCUGGACUGAGGUUUUAAAUAUAUUUCUUUUCUCUGACCCAUCAGCACAAUAAAAACACGUCACUGGUUCAACAACAGGGUUUAAAAAACGCCUUCAGCUUUAAUUCAGAAUUUCAGGUUUCUUUUUCUUCUUCCUUUUUUUUCCUUUUUUUGAGAUUAUUUUCUUGAGCCUUUUGUUUUAUGGUAUAUUGUAAACUUUUAUGUUAAAGAAAAAAUAUACAUUUACAAAUUGUGAGAUUUUUAAGAGAAAUUUUCUACAAUGUAUACUGGCUUAUUUUUUAAUUUAAAGCAGGGUUCGGGUGUGGGAAGCGGGAGCCCUGGCUCCCGCCGGCGCGGGCUGGGGUGCGGGCAGAGACUACUGCGUGCAUUUGGUUUUUUGUUCAUUCCUUGCUUUGAGCGGCUUGUGUGGCUGCAGGUGCAACAGGGCCCCUGGCACAGGUGGCAGUGCUGAAGUCUCGGGUGGCCUGGGCCCCACCCACACAGGUGUGGCAGGCAAGGCCUUGCUGGAGGCCCCUCAGUAGGGCUCAGGUUCCCAUUGACCAGUUUGACCCGGUUUGAAUAAAACAGCGUGUUUGGAUCA